Symbiodinium sp. CCMP2456 is the source of this 521-nucleotide messenger RNA. The record is from the annotation of a GenBank genome assembly. NCBI's taxonomy places the organism in Eukaryota, Dinophyceae, Suessiales, Symbiodiniaceae.
GAUGGCUCGGACGGCUAUUGUGGCGAAGCCUGCGAAGACCGAAGCUGGUCAGCGGCGAGAAGGAAAUUCGGUGGCCCACAUCCCUGUGGCCACUUUCGGGCUUUGCAAUCACUCUGGGAGUGUGGAAUGACUUGGUCGUGGAGGUGGAAGACUGCUCAGGACGCCAGGAACUCAUGGAGGGCAUGCCGCGAGAGGAGGAUCGCCAAGCAGAUGGAACCGAGGUCGCCAAGGGCGCGAACUUCAGCUUAGUCUCCUGGCGAGCGAUGUCCGAUGCCUCCUGGCGCCUGAUGGCCCUCUGCUGGUUGCCCAUCCCAGUGGUGGGGCCCUUUUUCUGCAAAGCCGCAGAGUACCUGAACAGCCACACGCUCCUGGCUGUCGGACGCGAUGGCCCCGCGCUGGCUGCGAAGUUGAAGGAAGUGCCGAGCGUGUCCUUCGAGAGUGUGCACGGCCGCGAUGAGAGGAGUAGUCAGCUGCUUCCAGGAAAGAACAAUGCCAGUUCCACUUUCCAGUUCCAUUCAUAA